Messenger RNA from Cololabis saira (Pacific saury), 1317 nucleotides. It is a transcript of the gene tfpt, whose product is annotated as TCF3 (E2A) fusion partner. NCBI's taxonomy places the organism in Eukaryota, Metazoa, Chordata, Actinopteri, Beloniformes, Belonidae. Gene Ontology annotation, cellular component: Ino80 complex. Bases 148 to 741 code for a protein of 197 amino acids. Gene Ontology annotation, biological process: positive regulation of apoptotic process; apoptotic signaling pathway; apoptotic process. The transcript is spliced from 7 exons. The record is from RefSeq and is a predicted model, not a curated record. Gene Ontology annotation, molecular function: DNA binding.
CUGCGCCCGUCGCACUUACAUCUCUCUGUAAACAGCCAAGUUAUAUACAGUAUGUAGAUAUGUUUGAUUAGGAAACAGUGUUUCAGUGGAGCUUUAAAACCACGUUCAUCUGAAGCUCAUCAAUAUUUUAGGACUAAACUCUGAAAUAUGAUGGAGGAUUUCUCUGGCUUGGCUUUGCCCCCUUUGUUUGGAGGACAUAUCCUGGAGGCAGAGUUGGAGCCUGGUGGUGUGGAGCUGGGACCUGGAGAGGUGGAGCUGGACCCAGAAGUAAACGAACUGCUUGAGACUACAGCACAAGAAGAUGAAGAGCAGAGAGCUCUUGAUAAAAGAAAAUGUCUAGCACUAAGUAGGAGAUGUAAAGACAUUGAACAGGUAAACCAGAAGAUCCUAGGUCGCCUUCACCAAGUGCAAAGAAUUACACGGCGUUUGAAGAAAGAAAGGCGGUUUCUCAUGAAGACUUUAGAUGCUCAUGGGGACGACUACAGAAAUGCCCAGCUCACGAUACUGCUAGAGGAUGAGCCUGGAGCUCACUUAGAUCCUGCUGCUGGAGUCGAGGAUGAGAAACCCAACGGAGUGUCUAGUUCGUCUGGAUCAUUGCUUCAUGCAGCUGGGCCAAAGAAGAAGAGGCAUCAAAUUCCUCGGCAAGAAAAGUAUAAAGACCCACAAAUUGAACCAGACAUGUCGGUGUUGGCAGACACACAGUUUGGAGAAAUGCCUAGCCCAACUGCUCUGUCUCACUGAUCUGAGCCCUUGGACAUGAGGAAGAAGACAACGAUGAUGGGAGGGUCCAGUUUCUUUAACCAUUCUGUAGAUAUAGCAGCCUCUGUAAGGGUUGGCAAGAUUUGUUAUUUCACUUGAAGGGUGUAAAUGGAUGUCAUUCCUGUUCACUUGAUAAAUAUGUAAAUUUGUAUUGUAAAUAUGUUGUGUUUUGUAAUAACAGCUGAUGACAACAUGUAAUUAUGAUAGUGGCACAGUAUUUUGGAUAACUCAACCAAGUGUAAUUAUUGUUGGUGCGAAAAGGUUUUCUUCAUGUUAACAGUGAGUUCAUAAUGUAGCUCAAUAAGCAAGAGUGGUUGACAACAUUGGAAUUUAAACACUGAUAGUUUGGUAAAGUUUAUUUCUAUUUUAAAGUUAAUUUUUUAUUAUUAAAAUGUGUGCAUCAACUUAAAGAUACAAAUCUCAGCUUGUUGUUUACUAUGUUACCUUUCUACAUACAGGACUGUCUCAGAAGAUUAGAAUAUUGUGAUUUUCUGUAAUGCAAUUACAAAAAAAUAAUGUCAUACAUUCUGGAAUCAUUACAAAUCAACUGAAAUAUUG